GCGAGAUCACGUGCAUAGUGCAUAUAGUUCCGAGUCAGUGGUUCAGCAGCUUGGACCUACUUCCAAGUUGAAGUUCAGCUGACACUGCGGGGCACUAACUCGUUCUUUAAGCCCGGACUAUACACCCAUUUACAGAAGACUUACAGCUAAAUAUAAAGUACCGCGCUAGUUAUAGCGGACAAUGACGGGAAUACGUCAGGCAGCUGCCACUUGAAUCAAACGGUGAAAAGUGGAGCCGCGGGCUGGAUAACGCUUCCUCGUGCCCGCCUCUUGCGUCGGAUUUUCUGACUGGUCUUCGACUUAGACUUUAUUUCUUUGCAGCUUCCAAAGGACCCUUACCCCAUGUAAAAGGAAGGUUUAUUCUCGUUUUUUUUCAUGGCAACUGCUGCCACGCGUUGCUAAUCAAGUUUAUGUUUGAUUUUGUUUGAUUUUGCGCAGUUUAAGUCAAGUCUGUUGUUUCUUGUUUUCAAUCAUAUGCGCGAACACCAACCCACUAGGAACCUCUGCUCUUCGAUGACAAGAUUGCUUAUAGCUAUAAGGGUAGACAUUGAUAGGCAAGCUUUAUGCUGUCUACAUGGAUAUUGUCUUGAUAAAUCUCAUUGCGUCGCUCAUGUCUCAAACCGAUCAUCGUCAUGUCUGACAAGAAGCCUCCCCUAACUCCGCUUUCUCCCCCAACGAUAGCUUCUGUCCCAAAAUCUCGCGAUGAUUCUGUUGCUUCGGGCUCUUUUAUCCCUCCCGAGAUCGACAAAGACCAACUCGCUGAAGCGCUCGACAAAAUCCAUACCUCGGCAAAAGAAAGAAGCGUCCUGACCACCUUCAACGACCUUGCCCCGCCUCCCGAUAGUACUGCUGCUGCCGAAAGCAAGGGACUCGCUGGUGAUCUGGUGCAAAAUGGCUUGAGUGGACUUUAUUCUCGAAUCAAAGAGGCGGUCAGUGGGAAGGAUAAAGUGACUGCAUCUACAGUUUCGAAAGAGAAUUCCGAUCUGAAUGAUGGCGAUGCGGCAUCCAAAAAGAGCUCAAGUACUACCGCCACUGGCCCCAAGCCAUCCAACACUUUGCUGCGUGUGGAUACAGGGGCUACUACAUCAACUUUUAAUUCGAAUAUAUCCGACCCUAUGGCUUCUACCAUCGCAUCUUCAAGCGCAGCCCCAACGAGUGAAAGCCAAUCUCAGCAGCCCCAGUCCACGAUAGCUUCAUCCGUUACUAAUCUAAACACGGCCCCCAGCUCCAAGUCUGCGUCUUCGAGUCGCCAAAGUAUACCAAAUAUGACAAAACCAAGCACCACCGCUCUCCCCGCUAUCGCGCCCGUACAUGCUAGUGCUUUCAAGGCAGCGCCGCGGAUUGUAUCGGAGGAAGCCGAAGAUGCUCCGAACAAGGGGAACAAUAGGAGGAGUAUUAGCAAGCCCAAAGACGGACAGCCUGCUGGUCUGGCUUCCAAUGCAUCAUCACUCUAUGAUUCAUCGGGGAACAAACGUGGUCCAACUCUUGACAAAAUUACUAUCCCCGCCCAUUCUAGCCACUCAAGACGGGAGGAAAGAUUGAGCGCAGAUGGGAAUACAGAUUCUCCUACUAGCCCUAUAAAGAGGUCGAAUAUCACGCCGUCUGUUUCUACUGGCCCGAACUCAGCUACCUCGGAGCCUCACUUGUUAUCGAAAUCCGGCCGACUUUCUACCAAGGAUGCUCUAAGACGGCCAGCUCUUAUUGACCGAAUCAGCUAUUCUCGAAACUCAGGCGACCUUUCGAGAUCUUCAUCCCUAUCCCGAGGCACUACAGAACAUAGUCCCAUAAGUACAUCUGCCCACAAUAGUGUUCACCAUGAGUCAUUUGUGCAAGUUCCUGAACCUCAAAGGAUGAGGUCAGGUGAAUACAGAAUUCCGGGUACAACUACUGACGAGGGUGCUCCGGAGAUGGUCAAUGCAAAAUUAGCUUCUAUGCGAAAGCAAGUCCUAAGUAAAGAGUUCUGGAUGGCCGACGAGACUUGUAAGGAGUGUUUCCUGUGUGCCGCUCCAUUCACCGCCUUCCGCCGUAAGCACCACUGUAGGACUUGUGGUUGUAUUUUCGAUAGCGGUUGUACAUCUAUUAUAUCAGGUCAACGAUUUGGCGUCCAAGGCACCUUGCGUGUAUGCAAGUCCUGUCUCAGUAUCAUUCUCCAGAGACAAGACGGGGCAUUGUCUGAUGAAGACUCGGCCGAUGAUUCAUAUUUACCCGCAAUAUUUCGCCAUAAUCAAUCCAAACGUGGAUACUCUCCAUUUCCAAAAGGUGACCGGGACGAUGCUAGCUUUUCUGAGAGGACUGAAGACGCCGAUGAUGAUAACAGGUCACUAUCCGCGCCAAUGAUGGCGAUUCCUGCGGCUAGGCGUAUUGGGAGUUCCUCGAACCGCAACUCAUCCGUGCUUGAGAUUGAUGCCCCUCAGCUCAGCAGACCGAGCUCAUCCAGAUCCUUGAAGUCGAGUACUUCUAGUAGGCCCCAGUCUUCUGGUCAUCGACGCCAUCACUCGAAGCACAAUUUAUGGAAUCGCCUCAAGGCUUCUCCCGAGCAAAGGGCACCAUUCCGGAAUUCUGCAAGAGAAGAAGCAAGUAGGAGGUCUGGUUUACAUGCUUUCCACGAUGACAAUGUCAUCGACCCGGACCUAGCCCCUUUCAUGUCGGAUGAGUCUAGUGGUGAUGAACAAAUGAGCAUUGCUGGAGCGAUGGCCGGGCCUGAUCUUCGUGCGUCACCUAUGACGGAUCCUGAAAGGUCGAGUGUUGGGGCGCUCGUAAAUGCUGGAAGGAGGAUUAGGAAUAGAGCACAGACAGAGAAGAGUAUUAGUGGAAUGAGUUUUACUAGCCGUGGUCUCGACGAAUUACAUUCAAAAUCGUCCCGACGGCGAAACAUGAGUAUUGCUAGUGGGCCCCACGUCCGCUCUCCUCGGCCUAAAUCCUCAGCACUGAGAGGCCCGACCGGAUCAGCUGAGACACUCCCACUAUUUGACAACCCUGGAGGGCCCGAAUUACCACGUCUUACUCGCAGUUCAUCAAUGAAAGGAGAGAGGGAACCUCGAUUAGAACUUAACCCGGCGAGCUUAUUGCACGUCCGAAAGCUCUUGCGGCAAUUGCUCCAAGACGACGGCGUGCCAAAUGUAACAGCGUGGGAGAAAGCAUUAGUACCAGUACUUCUGAAGUGUACCUCUUCGGUAGACCCCGAUAUCGAUAGGGGAGAUGACAUUGACAUUCGACACUAUGUCAAACUGAAGAAGAUUCCUGGUGGUAGACCUAGUGAUACCUGUUAUGUCUCCGGUGUUAUAUUCACGAAAAAGCUCGCCUUAAAGAGUAUGCCGCGCCGCAUGCGGCAUCCUCGCGUUGUAAUUGUAUCUUUUCCCAUCGAAUAUCAACGGCAGCAGCAACAGUUUAUGAGCCUACAGCCGGUCAUCGAACAGGAGCGGGAAUUCUUAAGGCAACUAGCCAAUAGGAUUAUCACUCUUCGUCCUCAGUUAUUACUAGCUGAGAAGAGCGUAUCGGGCCUCGCAUUGCAAUUUUUGUCGGAAGCGGGAAUCUCCGUUGCUUACAACGUAAAACCCUCAGUGCUCUCUGCCGUUUCGAGAUGUCUGGAAACCGAAAUCAUUUCUUCCGUAGAUAUGCUGGCACUGCCUACGAAUGACUUUCAGCCUGGAAGAAGUACAGGCUACGAAGUAAAAACAUUCGUCAACGAGGACAUUCCUGGUAAGAAGAAGACAUAUAUCUUCUUAUCUAGUAAUCAGGAAGAGCUUGGAUGCACGAUUGCUCUUAGAGGGGCAUCCACGCCUAUCCUCGCGAAGCUCAAGCGUAUAACUGAGUUCAUGGUGUAUGUGGUAUAUAACCUCAAGCUCGAAUCGUGCUUGAUGCGGGAUUCGUUCAUUCAACUCCCCACCAGCGAAGACAUAUCGAGGGAUUCUACCCAACCUUCAGACGCAAAUGUAAUUUCUUUCAGCACAAAAACAUCCACUGCUAGCGACGACGGGCAGAAGAGUCUACCCACGACUCAAGAUGAAACGCCUUCGAGCCAAGAAGAUCAUUCUAGCAAGAUAGCUGAGGCGAUGCAAGGCAGCGCAAUACCGCAAGAUCAGGCUCUCUCACAGUCCAUCCAACAAAAUGACCAGUUAAUUUCGCUUCACGAAUCACACUCCCGAACGGCCCACGAUAGUAUUGUCCCGGAAGAUAUUCCCAUGCCCACGUUUUACAGCGAUAUGGUAGCCAAGUACGAGACAAAAAUCCUUUCCGCAUCCCCGUUUGUAAAGUUCGCACAACCAUAUCUGCUUAUGAAAGCUCGGGAACAGGAAAGGAAACUUUCACACUUAAAGCGCUUGCGGGACCAGGAUGUCAUCGACGAACGUAUCGAUACCGAGAAACCAAAUCUCCAGAAGUUCCAACUAAUAAAACCUCGGAUGGUACUCGAAACUGCCCACAAAGCCCCACGGCAAGUCAUAGAAAUUCUCCAUGCAGUUCAUGAUGCCGAAUAUGAUAAGGCUCUUUACAACUAUCAGACGCAGACCCGACAGUGGGAGAACUAUAUCCAAGGCAACAUCGGUCUUUUCGAACCCUAUGCGCACCAGAAUAUCGUCGUCUUGCAUUCAAUUAUUUGCACUGAAACCAAGAUUCCAUGUUUGGAGCCGACCCUAGUCGCGCUUGGCUUUUACGACGAACAUGUCGACAGGGCUAGCAGCAUGUCUCCCGAUUGCACGCUGGGCCAGUUCAUAGAAGAUCUUUGUUAUACUGUGGAUUCGACGUGCACGGCUAAUGGUUGUGACCGUAAGAUGUGCGAGCAUCAUAGAACUUACGUUCAUGGUGAAGCGCGCAUUACAAUUUUUACCGAGCAGGAUGUUAGGGGUAGACUCCGCGGUGACAAUAUUAUGAUGUGGAGCUACUGCAAGCUGUGCAAACGGGAAACAAGUGAGAUGGAGAUGUCUAAAGGAACCUGGAAAUACUCUUUCGGUAAGUAUCUCGAAUUGUCGUUUUGGAGUAGGGGCACACAUUUAGUCAAAGACGAGGAAGCCGAUGGCUGGAACUGCCCUCACGACCACCAUCGCGACCAUAUUCGCUAUUUCGGAAUGCACGACAAAAUCGUCCGUGUCCAUUACGACCCCAUUGACCUCUUGGAGAUUAUUGUUCCCCGAGCUAGGAUCACAUGGAAUGUCGAACACGAUCUCAACAUGAAGAAUGAGAUUUUUACUCAUGCGCAGGAUCGAUGGGCCCGAUUUACGGCUUCCGUAAAAGUUAGACUGAAGGCUAUCAAUACGGAUAAUAUCCUUCCUGAGAAAGCAGAACCAUGCAAGGCCGAGAUGGAACGAUUAUGGAAAAGGAUACAAGAUGACCACACCUCGCUCGUUCGAAAACUCCAGGAAAAAUAUAUGAACUCCAAAUACUAUGAGGUUAUUCCAUUCAACAUUGUUCUCCGAGAGAUGCUUGUCAAAGUAAACGAGUGGGACACCGCCUUCGCAAAAUUCGAGGUCGAUUUUCUACCUUCUGAUAAAGAUAUUCGAAAGUUAACAAUGAUUCACCUACGUAAAAUGUUCACCGAUGAAUCGAAGGAGUCUCUUUCUAGCAAUGAUAUUUCGAAUGAGACAACCGACAACACUGAAGAGAGCACACAGACAAGCGUGCCAGAGAGCGAAUCCAAACCGGAUUCUCAACAAUCAGAAGCUGUGACUGAUACAUCGCCCCUUGACACCAUCCAAGAGAAGACACCUCUAGAUGUUCCGCCCCAGGAAGAAACGUUGGAACGAGUCGAGCCGCUAGACCUUGCAACGCCGAAAUCUCCCGUGCCCGCCAGCUCUGUCCCAAAUCGGCCAGAUAGUCAUAUUGAAAUCCCCUAUGCGUCCCCUCCGGCAAAAGCAACUUCAACUCCGAUUGUAUCUCCUAAUCUCGCUGCGACGUCGACGACCACCGUGCCGCCGACGAUAUCGUUGACCGAGCAAGUUGAGCAAAUUCGCCGCCGACAGCAAUCAGUGCCUGAGAACUCUAGUGGUGUAUCUACGGUUGGUAAUGAACCAAAGACGCUCGCUAAUCAUCCAAAGACGACAACAGAACGCGGCUCUUCUCGUAGAAUGGGAAUGAGCGUGUCCCCACCCAUGGUUCGUGCGCUAUCGCAUCCGGUGAAUAGUGUGCCAACCCUACCUCGCAUGCAUUCUGGGAUCGGCGGGAAAAAGAUGUUCAGUGCCAACAAAGACAAAGAUAAAGUGUCCUCUAUCGAGGCGCCGCCAGGAAAUGAACUCCGAAAGGUUCCUACCAAUGAAUCCGCCAAGUCGGAGAAAAAGCUCUUCAGCAGUUUGCGACCUCACCGCAAGGGGAACCAAUCCUCUAUCCCACGCUUUGUUGGUAAGAAAGAUUCAAGAGUUUCCACCAUUCGAAAACAUUUCGAGCAGCUUAGCCGAGAAUUCGAAAAGGAGCGCGAGAAAGAUCGCGAAAAACGAAAACAGAGAAUGUCGCAUUCAAGACCUUUCCUUCAACAUACUACAACUAAGGCCAUAGUCGAGGUAUACGAAGAUGUAGACGAGGCCGUGCAGGAACCAAGUCCCGUCGAAGAAGAACAGCCGGUUGCGGUAGAACCAGGUGGCUCUAAAUCAAGUGAUGGCGUAGAAAACAAGGAGCAUCAAUUAGCAAGCGAACCCGGCAAAGACUCAUCUCAUGACGCACAGUCUCUCAAGGACGGCCACCGUCGCGCCGAUGGAGCUACAACUGAGGGCGAAGUAGACGAUCUAACGCAAAAUAAUAGCCUAAACGCGACAGAUGACGAACAGGGAGAGAGCGAUACCGAACACUCGUUGAUUGACGGCACCACGCUCGAAGAAAUUGCUGAGUCAUUCGACUCUAGCACAGAGAUUCCAAUGGAAUUACCGAAACAAGAUAAAAACAACUUCAUGAAAGUGCUUAAUACCUUCUGGAACGAGCGGUCAGCUAGUCAAUGGCCUCCGUUAGAAUACCCUCUCAACGCAACCGACCACAUUUUCAUUGAUUCCGAUAUCAUCGUCCGAGAAGACGAGCCAAGCUCUCUUAUUGCUUUUGCUCUCAGUUCUGAGGAUUACAAAGAAAAACUACGGAAUUCCUACCAGAAGAAGAAUGUCGAUAGUGAAGCAUCUUCGGAAGUAGGAGAUGACAUCGUAGUGUCCGACGCGUACUCGGAUAUCGGUGAGAAUAUCCUCGGCGAUCAAUUAGAAACGAAACUCGUCCACACCACGAGCCGUCAUUAUCAGUACCAAUUCACCGAAGGGACGGCGAAAAUGUCUGUCAAAAUCCUAUAUGCAGAGCAGUUUGAUGCCUUACGAAGGAAAUGUGGCGUGGCUGAUCGUAUCAUUGAAUCCCUGUCCCGAUGUCUAAAAUGGGAUUCGAAAGGUGGUAAAACAAAGUCAGUCUUUUUGAAGACGCAGGACGAUCGACUGGUAAUGAAGUCAUUGUCGCCAGUAGAACGGGAUGCUUUCCUUAAAUUUGCCCCAGCAUAUUUCAGCUUGAUGGCUGAGGCACUUUUCCACGACCUCCCAUCGGUGAUCGCCAAAAUGCUGGGGUUCUUUCAAGUUUACAUAAAGAACCCUGUUACGAGUACAGAAAUCAAACUUGACUUGCUUUUAAUGGAGAACCUAUUCUACGAUCGGGCUCCAAGCCGAAUAUUUGACCUGAAGGGUUCGAUGAGGAAUCGAAAGAUACAAUCAACAGGAGAACAAAACGAAGUCCUUCUCGACGAGAACAUGGUAGAAUAUAUCUAUGAAUCGCCACUGUUCUCGAGAGAGCACUCAAAGAAACUUUUGCGGGCAUCAGUCUGGAACGAUACACUCUUCCUCGCUCGUCAGAAUGUCAUGGAUUACUCUCUUAUGAUCGCUGUCGACGAAACUAAGAAAGAAUUAGUCGUAGGCAUUAUUGACUGCAUCCGAACAUACACUUGGGACAAGAAAUUAGAAAGUUGGAUCAAGGAUCGCGGUUUUGCAGGUGGCGGUCGCAACAAGCCAACAGUAACAAGUCCAAAGGAGUACAAGUCAAGAUUCCGGGAGGCUAUGGCAAGGUAUAUUCUCGAAGCACCGAAUUGCUGGCACCAAUUCCACGUGCCAUUGCUCGCAUCUUCGAGACCUCCACGGGGAGAAGUUCGUGUUGUACGAGAAGACGAAGCUACCACUGCAGAUGCAGGCGCGGCAUAAAUCUUACAUUACUUUUUUUUUUUUUUUUUUUCAAGGAGUACAUCAGGCAUAGCAUUAUUGUACGAGUGAUGCAUAUUGGAACUUUCGUUACGGAACGAGUUACGAGGCGUUUGGGGAGUGGUUUUAAAAUGGACGAACACAGGGCAACCUACCUUAUUAGUAUGAAGAUCUUUACGAGAGGCAUGUCGAACGAAGGAAAGCAUCAUGCAAGCUAGGAAUUUGUAAAGGCAUGGUUUGAUUUUCCAUUUCUCAUUCUUUUUAGUUACUAGUCGAUACCCCCUUUUAAUGAUGAACACGAUGAUUUUGAGCUGUA
Messenger RNA from Hypoxylon trugodes, 8451 nucleotides. RefSeq lists its product as uncharacterized. The record is from RefSeq and is a predicted model, not a curated record. Lineage: Eukaryota; Fungi; Ascomycota; Sordariomycetes; Xylariales; Hypoxylaceae. The transcript has 4 exons. Gene Ontology annotation, biological process: phosphatidylinositol phosphate biosynthetic process. Gene Ontology annotation, molecular function: 1-phosphatidylinositol-3-phosphate 5-kinase activity; ATP binding; metal ion binding. Gene Ontology annotation, cellular component: endosome membrane; fungal-type vacuole membrane. The coding region runs from base 633 to 8138 and encodes 2501 amino acids.